Molecule: messenger RNA, 2347 nt
Organism: Sinocyclocheilus grahami
Lineage: Eukaryota; Metazoa; Chordata; Actinopteri; Cypriniformes; Cyprinidae
Product: forkhead box protein F1
Exons: 2
Coding region: 199-1344 (381 amino acids)
Biological process (GO): regulation of transcription by RNA polymerase II; animal organ morphogenesis
Cellular component (GO): nucleus
Molecular function (GO): RNA polymerase II cis-regulatory region sequence-specific DNA binding; DNA-binding transcription factor activity, RNA polymerase II-specific
Source: RefSeq, a predicted model, not a curated record
CUGAAGCCGAAAUAAUCUAUUUUCCCUGCCGUAGCUAUUCAGUUUUAUGGUGCGUAGUACUAUCACAGGAGUAGUGCGCAAUUAGGCAUAACCAGAGAGACAGAGGGGGCAUUUCUGCAGUACAAUUGGUUAUUAAUAAGUAGCGUAAAAUCGCAGUAUUUUUGUUCGUGGAUUUUGACUUGCGCGUGUGCGUAAAGAAUGACUGCUGAAGUCCAGCAGCCCUGCGUGCAGACCCCUGCACACAGUAGCCCCAUGUCGGAGAAACCGCACGGACAAACGCCUGUGAUGGAGACCUCCUCUUCCUCCUCCAGCACCAAAACAAAAAAGUCGACCGCUGGAAUCCGUCGUCCUGAAAAGCCCCCGUACUCUUACAUCGCUCUCAUUGUUAUGGCCAUCCAGAGCUCUCCAACCAAACGACUGACUCUGAGCGAAAUUUACCAGUUCCUCCAGAGCCGCUUCCCGUUUUUCAGAGGCUCAUAUCAAGGCUGGAAAAACUCGGUGCGUCACAAUCUGUCUCUGAACGAGUGCUUUAUUAAGCUGCCCAAGGGUCUGGGCAGACCAGGGAAGGGUCACUAUUGGACCAUCGACCCGGCCAGCGAGUUCAUGUUCGAGGAGGGAUCUUUCCGCAGGAGGCCGCGGGGAUUCAGGCGCAAAUGUCAGGCGCUCAAACCUUCCAUGUACAGCAUGAUGAACGGGCUGGGAUUCAAUCACAUACCCGAGUCCUAUAACUUUCAGGGGGGCGGCGGGGGCCUGUCUUGUCCUCCAAACAGUUUCCCUUUGGAGAGUGGGAUUGGGACGAUGAAUGGACAUUUGGCCAGCAAUAUGGAAGGAAUGGGCUUGGCAGGACACUCCAUGUCCCAUCUAUCAACGAAUAGUGGACAUUCCUACAUGGGCAGUUGCACGGGAUCCUCGGGGAGUGAAUACCCCCACCACGACAACUCUGCAUCGCCGCUUCUUGCCAGCGGGGGAGUGAUGGAGCCGCAUGCCGUGUAUUCUAGCACAGCCUCGGUCUGGCCUCCAGCGUCCCCGGCCUCUCUAAACAACGGGGCGUCUUACAUCAAACAGCAGCCGCUCUCGCCGUGCAACCCUGGAGCCAAUCCACUGCAGCCCAGUUUACUCACACACUCUCUGGAACAGUCCUACCUGCACCAGAAUGGCCACGGAACCACCGACCUUCAAGGUAUACCGCGCUAUCAUUCCCAAUCGCCAAGCAUGUGUGACAGGAAAGAGUUUGUCUUCUCUUUUAACGCCAUGUCCUCUUCAUCAAUGCAUUCACCAGGGAGUAGCUCCUACUACCACCAUCAGCAGGUCUCCUAUCAGGACAUCAAACCCUGUGUGAUGUGACAGCAUUGUUACAUGCAACUACUCUAUGCAACGACGAGAAACAGCGCAAAUAGACCCAAAUGAACCAUGGAAACCUACAGCUUCAGACCUCUGCGAAGAAGGCCUGGGACAAAAUAAAAUCAAAAGCAUCUCGUUUCCAACAGCUCGGUACUAACUCUGCUGGCGACUGACUACCACGCUCGGAGAUGCAAAGAUGAGUGAAACGCUCCGAUAUAUUGAUAUAUUGUUCUAUAAGUCGAGUUUGAAACGUUUGUAUGUUUUUCCACAAUAAUUUUCAUUUCGGUUUAAAUGGUGAACACCGUAAGAACGCGAAAUGAAGGCACUUUUAAACCUAAAGCGCAAUGUAUUUAUUAUUUUCAAAUGUUUAAUUUUUGGCUACAGUUAUAGCCACGGCGUUUUAGUGCCACGUUAAAAAAAUAUUUAAAAAUCUAAGAUUACGAUAUUAAAGUCGUAAUAUUUCGAGAAUAAAGUCGAAAUAUUCCGAGAAUAAAGACGAAAUGUUUUGAGAAUUUAAAUAGUAGAAAUUAAAGUUAUAAUAUUUUGAGAGUAGCCUAUAGCCCUAUGGCCUGGAUUGAGAGCACCGGGAGAAGUUGCCAGGCCACCGGAAUUGAUUUGAAUAUUGUUGAGUCCAGGCGACCGCAUCAUCUUAUUGGGAUGAGGAGGAGUCCAUUUUAAGGACUUUAAGGACGGAAACAGCUUAAUAUCAAGAAUAUGAUAUUUAUUAAAAGACUGAACAGGAACAACCUUUUAUUUUAACAUCAGCUCACACACACCCAAUCGACAUUCCUUUGGGGGUCGCUGUAGCUCUCUUAUUUAACCCUUUUUUAAUACACUACAAAUAUAUGUGGGAUUAUUAGUAGAAAUCAUACCAUGUGUCAUACUCGCGGGGACAGUAUGCUUGGAAAUAAUAUUCCAUGUCUUCCAUUGCAUUCGUUAUUUGUAGUGCGCCAGCCACCCAAUAGCAAUAAGCUUUGUGCUUUUGGUAGGCCUACUUUUAAUAUAA